Cylicostephanus goldi is the source of this 242-nucleotide messenger RNA. NCBI's taxonomy places the organism in Eukaryota, Metazoa, Nematoda, Chromadorea, Rhabditida, Strongylidae. The record is from the annotation of a GenBank genome assembly.
AUGCCAGAGGGCAAGGCUCCGCAUUUUCCACAGCAGCCUGUAGCUCGUCAGAACGAUGACGGCUCACUUGAGCUCGAAUGCUUCCUCGACGCAUCUCCUCAGCCAGACAUCAAGUGGUUUUACGAUAAUGUGAGUAUGGUAAUUUUCACCUUUUUUCUUCGCCUAUGUACUAUCCUGUUCUUUGAUUGCCUGUUAUUUGAUGUUCUCUUACAUAAGUCCGUCCUAGAAUUGAUAUGCUAAGC